AUGACAUCCCAUAGUACCGCCCAGGGGCCAGUGGGUAUUGGAAGGGAAGAGUAUUUCCCCCGUCGGAUGCUCGAUACUAGACAGUGUUCAGACCUGACUCUACUGUCCGGAGGCGGCAUCCUCUCGGCACACACUGAGCGCCCUGUAGGCCAAAGGGACCCGGCCGAGGAUUCGGCUACCUUCGCCCGAGCAGAGACGAGUCCUUAUCAGCCCUGUUAUCAGUGCAUCGCCAUCGAUCCCUUGCAACUAAGCUGGCCACUUCACUUUGAAGAUAAGUCGCAUUAA
Molecule: messenger RNA, 285 nt
Organism: Nezara viridula (southern green stink bug)
Lineage: Eukaryota; Metazoa; Arthropoda; Insecta; Hemiptera; Pentatomidae
Source: the annotation of a GenBank genome assembly